Pieris brassicae (large cabbage white) is the source of this 5049-nucleotide messenger RNA. RefSeq names its product glycogen synthase kinase-3 beta-like (gene sgg). Lineage: Eukaryota; Metazoa; Arthropoda; Insecta; Lepidoptera; Pieridae. Bases 311 to 1693 code for a protein of 460 amino acids. Gene Ontology annotation, molecular function: protein serine/threonine kinase activity; ATP binding. Gene Ontology annotation, biological process: protein phosphorylation; negative regulation of canonical Wnt signaling pathway; signal transduction. The record is from RefSeq and is a predicted model, not a curated record. The transcript has 11 exons. Gene Ontology annotation, cellular component: nucleus; axon; cytosol.
CGAACAACCUGGUCUGUGCUGCUGUGAAAUUCCGAUUUCGACCAGUCCGUAAAACUAAAAAUUUAUUGUUCAUUGUAUUGAUGUAAAUUUGUAAAAAGUAACAAAAUGGUAUUAUAAAAUCUUAAAAUACGUCAUUCUUCUGCUGUAGGCGAUAUUGUGGUGAUAUAAUUUCGACAAUCAUAUGCACAGUUUUGUAUUUAGUGAUUUAAGUGAGAAAGUUCAGUGCGAGUGCAAGCAAGGGUGGUAACGAGAAAUGUGAAGUAGUAUCUAUGAAGUUCAAGAUUGGGCCGUUUAUUUUAUAUCUUUAAUAAUGAGCGGGCGCCCUAGGACCACGUCAUUCGCCGAGGGCAGCAAAUCCGUUCGAAAGACAUUUGAAAAUCAACCACCUAAACCACCUUUAGGAGGAGUAAAAAUUAGUAGCGAAGUGGAUACGCUUAAAAAGAACGAGCUGACAUCGGAUAAGAAAGGAUCUGGCUCCCAUCGCAAGGACGGCUCAAAGGUGACGACUGUAGUGGCGACGCCGGGGCAAGGCCCCGACCGGCCCCAAGAAGUGAGCUAUGCGGACAUGAAGCUAAUUGGCAAUGGAAGCUUCGGCGUUGUCUAUCAGGCCAAGCUUUGCGACACCGGUGAGCUGAUUGCCAUCAAAAAGGUGCUCCAGGACAAAAGGUUUAAGAACCGAGAGCUUCAAAUAAUGCGAAGACUGGAGCAUUGUAAUAUCGUUAAAUUGAAAUACUUCUUUUACUCCAGCGGGGAAAAGGUUGCAGUACCUGAGGCAGUUAGCUCACUGCUAAACGCAAUGCAGUCCCUAGAUGUCACAAAGGAUGAAGUGUACCUGAACCUGGUGCUGGAGUACAUCCCCGAGACCGUGUACAAGGUCGCGCGUCACUACUCCAAAGAUGAACAGACCAUACCAAUUAGUUUUAUAAAGCUAUACAUGUACCAGUUGUUCAGAAGCCUUGCAUACAUCCACUCACUGGGGAUCUGUCACCGAGACAUCAAGCCCCAAAAUCUGCUGUUGGACCCCAAAACUGGAGUCCUCAAAUUGUGCGACUUUGGGUCAGCGAAGCACUUGGUGAGGGGUGAGCCGAACGUGUCCUACAUCUGCUCGAGAUAUUACCGUGCGCCCGAACUUAUCUUUGGAGCGACUGACUACACUACUAAAAUUGAUGUGUGGAGCGCGGGCUGCGUGGUAGCCGAGUUGUUGCUAGGCCAACCAAUAUUCCCUGGAGAUUCGGGAGUUGAUCAACUGGUGGAGAUCAUUAAGGUCUUGGGUACACCUACGCGGGAGCAGAUUCGCGAAAUGAAUCCCAACUACACAGAAUUCAAAUUUCCACAGAUCAAGAGUCAUCCAUGGGCAAAGGUAUUCCGUGCGUGCACCCCACCGGACGCAAUAUCGCUGGUUUCGCGUCUGUUAGAAUAUACGCCAGGGGCGCGUCUCUCUCCACUCCAGGCGUGCGCUCACAGUUUCUUUGACGAAUUGCGUGAAGCGAGCGCAAGACUUCCCAACGGACGUCCUUUACCGCCAUUGUUCAACUUUACGGAUUAUGAGUUGUCUAUUCAGCCUUCGUUAAAUGACUUCUUGAAGCCACGCGCGGCUGCUACAGAAGCUGCGGCUACAACGCAUGAACAUGACGCCCAUGGUGAAAAUGCAGCAGCGAGCGGCACUAGCGGCGGCUCCCCAAGCGCAUCGUAGACACACAUUUGACGAGCGUCGCCUACGUAAAUACAACCAAUAGCCGAUAAUUAUAAAUCGCUUUGAGGCUAUCUGCCCUGGCCCAAAAUUUUUAUAUAUUAGCCUUUUUACACCCUUUGCUAUACAUUAAACAAGCGUGUUUUCUUAAAUUUUGAUAUAACCAAUAUAGCAUCGUACAAAAUUUUUGUGUGAAAAUUAUUCAUAUGGUUCCAAAUAAUACAAAAAACAAAUUUGUUUAAAUUUCAUUUUUUAUGCAAAUCCGUAAACUACAGAUAUUAAUUACUCCAUGAUAGUGACAGCAGAUUAUAAAUUUGAUUCAUUGAUUGGUUAUAUAUGACAUCUAGGAUCAAUGUCAAAUGUCAAAUUCAUUCAUAUUCGUUCGAGUUUAGUAAAUUUCUACUGUACGAGUUAAUUUUUGAUCAAAAUACGACGAAAUACGGGCUACUGUAAGCGUCUGUUUUAAAUAUCUAAAUUUAGUGAAGUCUUGAAAAUUGACACUGUUAGUGCCAAGUGUUAGCUUGACCGACAGUGUUGCCAACUGGCAAAUUUUAAAAUUGAAAUUAAUUUAGUUCUGACAAUUUAAUUAUUUUGACGAAGUAUAAAAAUGGGCAAAUCUGUGUCAGAGUAGCCUCAAUUGGAUUUGUAGUUGCUUUGCUAGAGGUGUUGUGUCGCUUAUUGUAUUUUGCGGACAGAGGUCGAUAAUUUGUACUAAAAGCGAGCGUUUAAUGCACAGACGGAUGUAAGUGAAUAUUUUUUUGGGCUGUUAAAUUUAAUGGGUACUAAAUGUUUAUGAAAUAUAAUUUUUUCGCUUAAACGUGAAUUACAAAGCUGUCUGUGUGCUUCCUCGCUCGGAAUUUAGAUCGAGAAUCGUUUGUACGCUAAUUAGUGAUAGUUAUUUUUUGUGUUGGCCAUCGGGAAAUUUUAAUGCGUAAUAGGUGUGACGUAGCAUAUUUCGAUGAAGCUUGGCAUAGUCGGUAAACGCCUAUUAUAUUAUGCAAUUUUUUGUUUCCUCUUGCACAGAUUACUGAGCUAUUCCUGUGUGGCAUUGUCUCUUUCUAACAUAACUAACAGGAAAGAGAUAGAUGCUCAGUACGUCUAUACGCAUAGGACGAGGAAUUGGCUAAUAUAAUGUAGGCCCAUUAUAGGAGGAUAAAUUUGUAGUAACCCGGUAUAUUACUUUGUACUUUUGUAAGCUCAAAACUACGUUGUGUACAUACCUCUAUACUCGAUUCCGAAAGUUGGUUAACGACAGAUUGUCAUCUGGAUUUAUUUUGUAUAUUCUAAAAUUUUGCGGUAGAUUAAGAACUGUUAGCUACGUAUAGAAUUUCAAUACUGUAUCCAAGAACGCUUUUAACUUAAAGAUCACGGAACAAAAACGUAUUAGUGGUCUAAAGUUUCCAAUAGAAUACUUGAAACUCAGUUUUAUUCUGAUUUUAUUAGCAUAUUAAAAUAUGUAAGACACGUAUCCAAAAUAUAAAUCAAACUUCAAUUUAAAUAAAAGUUAUCAAACUACUUUUGUAAGCUAGAAAAAUCUAUAAAAGCUAUGAAAAAAUCAUAAAAGUGGCCAAAUUUUCGAUUGAUUUACAUUUUUGAAUACGGGCCUUUAAGCUUUUGAUGUACCAUUAAGCGGUGUUGACAAUUCUAUGCGUUUUUGUUAGUCCGUUUUGGCUUUUACGUCAAGUACGAAGGUAGGUAAUCCCGCUUGAGCUGUAGCCCGUAGAGUAAUUGCAUACACUGUCGAACGUACAGACACGUAGUUACGUGCUUUAGACUGUCAACAGUAUCUCGCUCACGAACUGUCAAAAGUACAGACAAAUAGCUCACGUACUGUCAAUUGUCAAAAGUACAGAGAAAGGCUCGCGUAUUGUCAAUUGUCACAAACACGUAAUUACGUGCUUAUUAACUGAAGAACCUGAUUUGCAGACUUUUGUACUUGCUUAUCGAUAUAGCAGACAAUUAUUUCAUCGCAUACAAUGGCAUUGUAAAUUUUUAUGACUAGCGUCUACUGAUCUCUCAAAUAAUUUUAAUAAUUAAUAAUGUCUCAGAAUAUUAUCUAUUGUAUAAACGAUUCAAAGAUUCAAUAGAUAUUUGUUUAACGUAGCGACUUCUAUUUCUUUCGCAGAUUAUCUUCUGGAUAAAUGUAUAUUGCACUGUCUGUGUCCCAUUGUGACGUCAUAGUUUUUCGAUAUUGUAUUCUAUAAAAUAAUCGAUACAUAUUUCUGCUGUGUAAAGUUUAUCAUUGGAAACACUAUAUAAGUAGUCAUUUAUGAGGUAAUAUUAAAUUCAUCGUCAUAGUGUUAAGUAAGGGCGAUUUCGUUUUGCGCUUCGGAGCUGGCGUGUUACAAAUUAGGGGAGGUUUAAGCCUUUUAAUAUAAAGUAACGAACUCUUUUAUUCAUGGUUUAGAUGUAGCUUUAAUUCAAAUAACCUUGGGUGUGAUUUUUCACCUUUAUUUUUCAUUAGUGAAUAGUAUGUGUACAAAUUCGGCAAAAUGUAGCGAAUUUGUAAGUGGGUCUAGUACGAACCGGGGAAGUCACGAGCAAGUAUUGUUGACGAUUUAUUUUGUAUCUAUAUCUACAGACCUGUGUACUAUAAUGAACAUCUGUUGAUUCCCGUCAAACCCAUACGGCCUCGGCCAAGUAUAUAAUACACCUGUAUUACUAUUAUGUAUGUACGUACGUAUAAAUUUCUAGUAUAUUAGGAAUGUAACGCGCUCGGCGCAGAUUUCAAAUCACACAUAGUGGAGCUUAGUUUUCGUCCCUAAGGCUAUUGAUUUGCUGACACACCUUUAUAAUUCGUGUAAAUAUAUUAUUAUAAUUAUUAUCUUUAUGGUAUGACUCUUGAGUAAAGUUAAUCGGUAGAAGGAUUCGCCCGCUCUUACAGUUAGAGCAGCCUCGAGCAGUGCAUACGGCACUUGGAGACGUGUUCGGUAAGGGCCGCGAUAGGUUAGAUACACACUGUAUUUUAUUAAGUCUACCUAUUAUGAAUUUUGUAAUCGACGUUGCUUCUAAAGACCCUCUGUGUAAAAAGUUAAGACACACUAGUGACCUGAUUUUUGAAGCGAUGUUUCUGGAAAAUUUGAACCCGUUUAAAUUGUCACUUUCACGAUUUACGUGCACUUUUACUACUCGAGAAUUUUCAGAAAUACAUACUUCGAAAUGGGGUUGACUUAUAUAAAUUAUUUAAAGUAAAAGAGUUUUUCUUAUUACUAGUACUGUAAUAUUAAAUUUAAUAGUGAGUGAAAUUUGUAUUUUGUUUUAAUUUGAUUUACUGAAUUUGAAUACAUCGUAACACCCAUAUCGUUGUUAGUUAUGAAUGAAAUAACAUAAUUAUAAAAGUAAAUAUUAAAUGAAUAGUA